AUGUCUGCAGAAACAUCACCAAUAAAGAAACUUAGCAGAAAGGAAAGACAGAAACUUCGAGAGGCAACUACGGGUCCUGGCUGGUUUGAUAUGCCAAAACCUGAAUUAACGACUGAGAUAAAACGUGAUCUUCAAGUGAUAAAAUUAAGGAAUGUUCUUGAUCCGAAACGGUUUUAUAAAAAAGAUAAUUCAAAGGGGAUUCCAAAGUAUUUCCAAAUUGGAACAGUUAUUGAAGGACCAACGGAGUUUUAUUCUUCUCGAUUGCCACGUAAAGAGAGAAAGCAAACAAUUGUUGAUGAAUUAAUGGCAGAUGAACAAGCUAAGCAAUAUUACAAACGCAAAUUUUUGGAAAUUCAGAAG
Molecule: messenger RNA, 360 nt
Organism: Scutellospora calospora
Lineage: Eukaryota; Fungi; Glomeromycota; Glomeromycetes; Diversisporales; Gigasporaceae
Source: the annotation of a GenBank genome assembly